ACAUCCCUCUCCUCCUCACCACCACCUCCACAACCACCCGACACACGCCUGCACACCUUGCUUGACCACCAUCACAUCAUCACCACAUCGACAUCGACAUCGACAUCGACAUCGACAUCACCUGCUCAGGCUACUUGCACAUCCCUCAGCGCGCAACGCCGCAUACACAAAGUAAGACACGCCAAACACAGCAUCGCAAGCAUCGCAAGCAUGAGCGUAGUUGCGCUCCCUGAGCGAAUCGCCUUUGAGGACACGUCGGUGGACAGCGCCACCUUUGUGCGAGUGACGUACGACGUGGUGGCCAUCUUUACGCAAACGCGUGGAGAGGUGUUGCACCGCCUAGAAGACGAGGCAGAGAAGCUUCCUGGUGGCGACUUUCCUGAGGGCGAUCCGCGCGAGGAGGAGCAUUCGGAUGCGCUAAACGAUGCCAUGGAUGGCAUCAACGCCUUUAGCCUCAUCACCACACCUCAAGCGCACGCUGAAUAUAGGCAGCGCUACGAUGCUCUGCGCAACAUAGGCAGCGCCAAGGACGAGGCGGACUCCCUAAGGGCUUGCGUGAGGCUGGCCAUUUUGAGAAGCGGCUUCUAUCAAAACGUCCUCCGUGACGGUCUGCCGCUGUACAAGGCCAGCAAGCAGGGCGAGCUCAGCACCGAGGAGCAAGCAGCUACGCGUCUCAUCGAGUACCUUGUGGUCCCCUUGCCCCUCGCACAAGAGCGUGUGGAUGCCAUCUUGCCCGGGCAAGCUUGAUUCGCGCGCAUACACGCUACGCAGUCAACAUGGUGUGCCAACACGCUAAGGACCUGUUCUUGCUCCGCGCACAUCAUCCAAACAUGAGUCCGGCUCGAUGCAGUAUGCGACUCGGCAUGCAAGCAGCAAGAUCGUUUCAUGGAUGGCAUUGCGAGACGAAGGGUGACGCGGAGCUGGCCGAAAGCGGAGAAUCCGUUCUUGCGGGGGUCAAGUGUAUCGGUCAAGGCUCGAAAUGGCAUGCGGAUCUACACGAGGAAGCACAGGGGCAACAAUGGCGACGAGGAAUGGAGCUUGAGCGGGACGUGCCGGUGACUUGGGAGAUACGAGUGGCGCAGGUAUGUGCAAUCCUAUCCAUCCAUCCGUUC
Molecule: messenger RNA, 1112 nt
Organism: Ceraceosorus guamensis
Lineage: Eukaryota; Fungi; Basidiomycota; Exobasidiomycetes; Ceraceosorales; Ceraceosoraceae
Exons: 2
Coding region: 211-747 (178 amino acids)
Source: RefSeq, a predicted model, not a curated record